UCUCAUGUUCGACAAGUAGACAACUUAGUUGCAUGCUAUAAUGUCAACAUAUAUACACAGAGUGACAGAUAGUCCAGAUUCUAGACAUUCUAGACUGGACUAAUAUUUCUUUUUAAAAAGUUCUCUGUGUCCCAGAGCCAAUGUCGAAAUGGUACCACCUAACACUAAAGCUAUAAAAUUUGGAGGAUAUGGACAAGAUUUCACUCCGUGGUGGGAUAACAUGAUUAAGGCUAAGCCCAAAAUAGAUCUUAAAAAAGAUGAUGAUGUGUUUGACAAUUGGUUUAGUUACACACCUCCAGGAAAAACAAAUUGGCUUUGUGGACCAGGCCCAACAACAGUAAAAGAAACAAAUAAACAAUCUCAGUCUCAAGUUGAAGAUAUUCCUGUGCCUUCCAUCUACAACAGAAAGCUUAUAACAAAAGGUCGAAGACAGUUGAAGAAAGAAAGAAAGGCUGAGAGACAGAAGACUGCUGGACCUAAAUGGUUCGCCAUGAAAGCUCCAGAUAUAGAUGAGAAGAUUAAGAAUGAUAUGGAGCUAAUUAGAAUGAGGGGUGUGCUCGAUCCAAAAAGAUUCUACAAACACAAUGACAGGAAAGCUUUACCAAAAUAUUUCCAGAUGGGUACUGUCAUGGAUGAAGGUACUGAUUUCUACAGUAGCAGACUUACCAAGAAACAGAGAAAGCAAAAUCUGGUUGAAGAAUUAAUGGCUGAUGCUGAUAUUAGGCAGUAUAACAAAAGAAAAUAUGCUGAACUACAACAGAAAAUGAGAGUUAAGCAAAAGAAAAAACCCAGUAAAACCAAAAGUCAUGGUCGUAAAAGGUUCAAGAAAUCAUCUUGAUUUUUGUAUAUAAGAAUAAUAUGUUAAUGGUAUUAAACAUUCAUUCAUUCUUUAA
This is a messenger RNA of Biomphalaria glabrata, 893 nucleotides long. Its product is annotated as deoxynucleotidyltransferase terminal-interacting protein 2-like. Gene Ontology annotation, molecular function: RNA binding. The coding region runs from base 149 to 838 and encodes 229 amino acids. The record is from RefSeq and is a predicted model, not a curated record. Gene Ontology annotation, cellular component: nucleolus. Lineage: Eukaryota; Metazoa; Mollusca; Gastropoda; Planorbidae. Gene Ontology annotation, biological process: RNA processing. The transcript has 8 exons.